AAACAGGGAAAUUUAUCAACUGGUAGUAAGCACCUAAAGGGUCUCGUCGUUGAAGGACAAAAUGGCGGCGGUUGGGAGGUUGGGCAGUGCGGCCAUCAGGUCGUUUCUGUGGCGGAGAACAGCUCUUCUCAGCUCCGUACGGUGUCUGUCCAAGGAUGAGAUGCCAGGCCCGUACCCCAGGACCCCAGAAGAGUGGGCUGCUGCUGCUAAGAAGUACGGCAUGAGGGUGGAGGACUACCAGCCCUACCCUGAUGACGGGACGGGGUACGGAGACUAUCCCAUGUUACCUGAGGAAGGUGCGGAGUCCCAGGAUCCAUGGGUCGACUGGGACGACAACUGGCACAGAAGGAACUAUGGAGACGUUCCACAUGUUCACAGUGAUGCAUACACCAGGCAAAGGGUCAACCCCAGCCAGAAAUAUGUGGUGCCCUGGAAAAAAAUGAUUGCUGCCCUCGUCGGCUUCCUUGGCUUCAAUGGUAUCAUGCUUUAUUUUGGAGAAAUGUACAAGCAUAUGGUACCUGUGGCACCCAAGCAGUACCCAUUCAACAACCUGUAUCUGGAGAAAGGAGGGGAUCCCGACAAGGCGCCAGAAGAGGAAAUCAAGAACUACGAGUUCCCCAAGUCUUAAUGUGCACAUUCACAAGAUAGAAAUAUACUACAGACCUGUACAAUGUCUCAUUUAUGGAGAGGAUGAAACUACCAGUGUAAAUCUAUAGUGUCUGAGCAGUCUGUCAUGAAAAUUAGUCUCAAAUAUCACCAUGAUAGACAGCUUGUUUCUUUCAGUUGUCCAUAUUUUGUGUGAAAGACGUGUGUGCAUGAUACCUAUAUUUGUCAAGUGGAAUAAAGACGUAUGUGUGCAAACAUCUACUCCGUACCAAACAUGUAUGUGGCACAGUGGCAGAUUACUCUACCUUGACAUGUAUAGUUUAUCCAUGUUUGUCUGAUUGAAAUAAAGUUUCAGUCUCACUUCA
Branchiostoma floridae (Florida lancelet) is the source of this 971-nucleotide messenger RNA. RefSeq names its product NADH dehydrogenase [ubiquinone] 1 beta subcomplex subunit 8, mitochondrial-like. The record is from RefSeq and is a predicted model, not a curated record. Gene Ontology annotation, cellular component: mitochondrion. Bases 62 to 628 code for a protein of 188 amino acids. The transcript is spliced from 5 exons. NCBI's taxonomy places the organism in Eukaryota, Metazoa, Chordata, Leptocardii, Amphioxiformes, Branchiostomatidae.